Molecule: messenger RNA, 2189 nt
Organism: Elaeis guineensis (African oil palm)
Lineage: Eukaryota; Viridiplantae; Streptophyta; Magnoliopsida; Arecales; Arecaceae
Source: RefSeq, a predicted model, not a curated record
AACCACAAGCCCUGACCAAAACUCUCUCCCUCCCUCCCGCCUUGUAAUUAUCAUCCAGUGGACGUCGACGAUGGCCGAAGAAACGCAAACCAAGGCAGCCGAACCGGUCCCCGCCGUCGAGCCGGAGGUGGAGCUGAAGGCGGCGGUGACCGAAGCGCCUCCGCCACCCGUUCCUGAGUCGACGGAAGAUCCUAAGAAGCCAGCGGCGGAAGAACCCGAGAAGCAGGCGGAGGAAGCGCCUCCGGCCCCCGCGCCGGAAGUUAAGAAGCCCGAGGGCGAGAAGGCGGCCGCCGUCGUGCCCAAGUCAACCUCCUUCAAGGAGGAGAGCAACGUCGUCGGCGAUCUCCAGGACCUGGAGAAGAAGGCCCUCGACGAGCUCAAGCAGCUCGUCCAGGCCGCCCUCGUCAACAACGACUUCACCCCUCCCCCGCCACCUCCACCUCCCGCCGCCGCCGCCGCCGCGCCGGAGAAGGAGGCCAAGGCCGAGGAGCCCGGCCUACCAGCCAAGCCGGAGUCAGAGGAGCCUCCAAAGGCACUAGAAGCAGAGGAGGAGCCCCUGAAGCCAGAGGAAGCGGAGGAGCCCCCGAAGCCGGCGGUGGUCGAGGAGACGCCGCCUCCGCCGCCACAGACGGAGGAGAAGGCCGUCGUGGUGGACGAUGACGGGGCCAAGACGGUGGAGGCGAUCGAGGAGACCGUCGUCCCCGUCGCUACGCCGGCCACGGAGGAGGUGACUCCGGCAGCGCCAGCUGCAGAACCGGAAAAGGAGGUCUCUGCCGAAGCGUCGACGGUCGCCGUGGCGGCGGAGGAGGUGUUCAUCUGGGGCGUCCCUCUCGUGGGCGACGAGAAGAGCGACACCGUUCUCCUUAAAUUCCUCCGCGCGAGGGAGUUCAAGUUGAAGGAGACCAUGGCCAUGAUCAAGAACGCCGUGAUCUGGAGGAAGCAGUUCGGCAUCGACGCCCUUCUCGAGGAGGACCUUGGCCUGCCGGAGAUGGAUAAGGUGGUUUUCAUGCACGGGCUCGACAAGGAGGGCCACCCUGUGUGCUAUAACGUCUAUGGGGAGUUCCAAAACAAGGAGCUUUAUGCCAAGGCCUUCGGCGACGAGGAGAAGAGGCAGAGGUUCCUCAAGUGGAGGAUCCAGUAUCUGGAGAAAGGGAUCAGGAGCCAGUUGGACUUCACUCCCGGGGGGGUCUGCUCCAUGGUCCAGGUCACGGAUCUGAAGAACUCGCCCAAGUUAGGGAAGCACCGCCAGGCCACGAGGCAGGCGCUCACCAUUCUCCAAGACAACUAUCCCGAAUUCAUUGCCAAGAAGGUGUUCAUCAAUGUUCCAUGGUGGUACUUGGCUUUCAAUCGGAUGAUCAGCCCCUUCUUCACACAGAGGACCAAGAGCAAGUUUGUCUUUGCAGGACCAUCUAAAUCAGCAGAGACCCUCUUCAAAUACAUUGCACCUGAGCAAGUCCCGGUUCAAUAUGGUGGCCUGAGCAAGGACGGCGACCCCGAUUUCACCAGUGCCGAUGCUGUUACAGAAGUCACCAUCAAGCCCUCAUCCAAGCAAACAGUUGAAAUUCCAGUUUCUGAGACAUGCCUUCUUGUCUGGGAGCUCCGAGUCUUAGGAUGGGAGGUGAUCUAUGGAGCUGAAUUUGUCCCGAGUGCAGAGGAUGGUUACACAGUGAUUGUCCAGAAGAUGAGGAAGUUGGCUGCCACCGAUGAGCCUGUGAUGAAGGCCUUCUUCAAGGUCGGUGAGCCCGGUAAGGUGGUUCUUACUAUCGACAACCCCACCUCAAAGAAGAAGAAGCUCCUUUACAGAUCCAAGGCCAAGAGCUCUACCGAAUCAAUAUGAGGAGCUGCCUACCUGCCAAAUGAACUUGAUGGUACACAAUAAGCGAAAGGAUUAGGGGGAGUUGGGUUUUCUUUCUUUUAUGUUAUUUUCAUUGGUCUGUUCCUUCCAGUUAAAUUAUAUUUGUUUAAUAAAGUGGGUGAUGUUGGUUUGUAAUAUAGUUUAAGAGACAUGGUUUUCUGAAGGAGGUGUGAAGAGGAAUUAUGCUGCCUAUCUAUAUCCCUGUAAACUCUGUUGUAUAUUGGCCUCUAUUGACUCUUCUCAGUCAUAUUGGUCGCAUUGUUGGUAACUUUUGUCAUAGAAACCAUCUAUUGCUUCCUUAUUUUAUAUAUAUUUGUUUUUUCCUUUGUCUGUA